This is a messenger RNA of Mercurialis annua (annual mercury), 1395 nucleotides long. Its product is annotated as U1 small nuclear ribonucleoprotein A. Gene Ontology annotation, molecular function: mRNA binding. The record is from RefSeq and is a predicted model, not a curated record. The transcript has 11 exons. NCBI's taxonomy places the organism in Eukaryota, Viridiplantae, Streptophyta, Magnoliopsida, Malpighiales, Euphorbiaceae. Bases 68 to 1027 code for a protein of 319 amino acids.
GACUUCUAUUCUAUUUACUUAAUUUGCCAUCUCAAUUUUCAAUCGUUUCUAGGGCUUGUUUCAAUCGAUGGACGAAAACAUGGCGUCCGCUGCAUAUUACCCUCCACCACCUCACCAACCGCCACCGCCCGGUUACUACCCCACCGCAUAUUAUCCUCCUCCUCAUGUCGCCGCUCCACCUCCACCGGCACCAUAUAUUCCACAACCACCACCUUUCGCCACGUACGCUCCGCCCUACGACCCCUACGCCAGUCAUUAUCCCGUCCGAACACUCUUCGUUGCCGGUCUACCAGAAGAUGUAGUGCCUCGUGAAAUUUACAAUUUAUUCCGUGAAUUUCCUGGUUUUGAAUCUUCUCAUCUACGCAAUCCGACUCAAACUUCUCAGGCGUUUGCUUUUGCUACAUUUAGAGAUCAGCCGUCUGCUGUUGCGGCUAUGCAUGCCCUAAAUAACAUGGUUUUUGAUCUUGAGAAAGGCUCAACCCUCUAUAUAGAUCUUGCAAAGUCUAAUUCAAGAUCUAAGCGUUCGAGAUCGGAUGAUGAAUGGCUUGGUUCGGAUAAGAAACCUAAAGCUUCCCCUUGUAUCCCAGAUGGAACUCUUGAUUCAGCAGGUUUUGGCAGCGUUCACUUGCCUGGAAUGGGUAAUUCUGCUCACAACACGAAUGAAUAUCCAUCUGCACAAAGUCAUGGAAGCUUUGAUGGCAGGGCUAAAAGUGAGAAGGCAAACAUAAAUUUUAACAAUGCAUCAGCACCGCCAUGUCCAACACUUUUUGUUGCUAAUCUGGGUCCGAGUUGUACAGAGCAAGAGUUAACUCAAGUGUUUAUGAGAUAUGCAGGUUUUUUGAAAGUGAAGAUGCAAAGCACGUAUGGGUUGCCAGUUGCAUUUAUUGAUUUUCAGGAUACCGCAUGUUCAACUGAUGCACGGAAUCAUCUGCAAGGCACAGUUCUAUACUCUUCAACAGGUGGUGAGGGCAUGCGGAUAGAAUAUGCAAAAUCAAGGAUGGGAAUGAGGAGGAAGCCAAGGAUCUAAAGCAAUAUACUUCUUCAAAAUUGAUUAUAUGAUCAUGAUCACGGUCUUAAGUGGCAGAGUUUGCUUGUAGUUCCGGAAAAAAAGGAAAAGAAGAGUAUGCUUAUCGACAAUUGCAUGUUUCAUAUAUACCGGCAUGAUGCUUCGUUACUUUUGUCUUACAAUGUGCAAUUAAGAAAAAAGUAUUAAAGUCGGAAACAUUGAGUUAUUUCGUGUUCCUUUUCUAAGCUUAUUCAGACAUGAAAGACAAUCAUCUAGCAUCUCGAAUUACUACUCUUGAAGUAAAUAGGUGACAAAAUAUUACCGUAAGUUCAGAAAGAAAUCAUUUGAAUCUGAAUGGAAUUUUUUAUACAAACCCAGUUUAUUCUAUA